AUGUUUUAAUCCGAUAGUGAAGAGGAGGAUUCAUUAAUAGUAUGUUAAAUAAAAAAUAUGAAUGUAGAUAGGUGAUAUCAUAUAAGGAAGAUUUGAGAUUCAUUCAAAGAUUGGUUGUGGUUCUUUUGGUUAGGUUUACAAAGUGAUUGAUUAAAAAUAUGGUAAUACUCCAUAUGCAAUGAAAGUGGAAUUUGGAAGUUAAGAAUGUAAUUUAUUGGAAAAGGAAAUAAAAGUUUUAAUAGAUUUGAGGUAAGAAUGAGAUUUUGUAAAAAAAUAUAAGAAAAAAGGUUGGAUUUCCAGAGAUAAAGUUUUAUGGGAAAGAAAAGAGAUAUACAUUUUGUGUGAUGAAUAUUUUAGGGAGAAAUUUAGAAUCCGUGAUUAGAAAAUGUGGAGGUUGGUUUUCACUUUAAACUGUUUUACGAUUGGCAAUUUAAGUUAUUACACAGUCAAAAUU
Messenger RNA from Paramecium sonneborni, 454 nucleotides. The record is from the annotation of a GenBank genome assembly. Lineage: Eukaryota; Ciliophora; Oligohymenophorea; Peniculida; Parameciidae.